This is a messenger RNA of Hordeum vulgare subsp. vulgare (domesticated barley), 964 nucleotides long. RefSeq names its product lachrymatory-factor synthase-like. NCBI's taxonomy places the organism in Eukaryota, Viridiplantae, Streptophyta, Magnoliopsida, Poales, Poaceae. The coding region runs from base 339 to 863 and encodes 174 amino acids. The transcript has a single exon. The record is from RefSeq and is a predicted model, not a curated record.
CGUUGGCUCAGGUCCAUUCGUGCCAGGCUGCCAGCUAGAGAGAAUAUGUUGACAAUGCAUGUACUACGAUUUUUUUUGGUUCACAAACCAUGCGAACAACACGCGGUAUGAGUAUGACCGUAUGAGGCACCCAGCAGCUUCCACCAGUCCGCCGGUGGACACCAAUCGUACAAUCAAUCAACAGAGUCUAGACGGAUCCCGUAGAUUUCUGCUGCCCAUGGGUCCUGGUCCUCAGAUCCUCAUCACAUUCACCACGAUCUCGACGUUGCACUCGCUCGAGUCACACACCUGACGGCUACGCUCGAUAGCGAUCUAGCUCGCUGCACAGGCGCCGGCGCAUGGCGCCUCACGGCCCGGACGGCGAGACGGCGCCCGAGUGGCGCGGCACCGUGCGCGCCGCGGCGGCGGGGCCGAACCCCGACCAGGCGUGGGCCCUGCUGCGAGACUUCUGCUCCCUCGACAAGUGGGUGCCGCUGGUGCACACGUGCCGGAGGCUGGAAGGCGACGACGGCCGGCCGGGGUGCGUCCGGUACUGCGCGGGGCCGGUGAACAUGGCCGCGCCGGGGGAGGCGGUCGGCUGGUCCAGGGAACGGCUCCUGGAGGUCGACGCCGCGGGGAGGUCCUACAGCUACGAGGUGGUGGAGACCAACAAGGGGUUCGGCCGGUACCGGGCGACCAUCGCCGUGGAGCCCGACCCGGCCGGGUGCGCGGUCAGGUGGUCGUUCGAGGCCGAUCCGGUGAAGGGGUGGACGCUGGGAGGCUUCCUGGGUUUCCUGGAGAAGCUCGCGCAUGGCGUCGCCAAGCGGCUCGAAGAGGAGAUCGUGGUGAGCGUCGACGGUGAUCCUGCUUUGCGGGUGUUUUGAUCAUGUCUUCGGCUUUUCCGUGACAGUGUGUACGAUCAGAACUCCAAGCCUUUGUGAUUCAAAGCAAUUCAAUGGAAAUUUGGAGAACUCGACUUGGAAAA